GUUUUAGACAGUUUCCGCGAAUGUCUGACCAGCUCGACGCACAAACUCUUUGCAUGCUCUUUUGUCUGAUUUCCAAUCAACGUGUAGCUUCAGCUCACGAAUUAAUGGUCGUUCUGUUUUGCUUAAGACAUGUAGCACACCUGUCAUGUAGCCUACCUUUACACUUUCGUGAGAUGGUCAACCUAAAUAACGAACCGUCUAGUUCUUAAAUAAUAUCGCUGUACGGAUAUUAAUGUCAACUAUGUCUCCUCCAAAGAUUCAAUUUGCAAAUAACUAGCACUUCAAAGGCUCAGAAGAUUCGACCAUGACGUCAGUAAUUCCAAAAAGCCAACAGCAACUCAAAAAGUUAACGUAGCUUGUUUUGUAGUGCUAAAAACUACUAGUUCUACAAGAGGGAUGCUAACACAACAGCACACUACAGCCAGGCUCUAGGUUUUGGAUUGAGACAAUUUUGCAACAUUCCGUUCUCAUUAUGGACACCAACAUGGUCUCUCCAAGGAGGCUCUCCAGUAGGUCUAGUGUGAAUGAUGCUGGCACAAAGCUGUUGACAGGGCAGUGUUUGCCAAGGUCUGAAUGGGAGGCCAAAAAUGCUCAACUCAGGAGGAGAGUGAGCUCCGUGGAAGAGGAGAAAGCUUGCUUGCAGACGGAGAACAGACAGCUCAUCAGUGAACUUGAGUCCUUGCAGCUGGAACUGGCCAACUACAAAACCAAAGUGCGAGUCCUUGGCUCAUCCGUGGAAUCCAAAUCAUCUAGUGCAUCCCUGAUGAAGGAGCAAAUAGAUGCCAUGGAACAUGAGCUAGAAACUCAAAGAUUUGCCCUCAGGGAUUCUGAGAAGAAACAAGACGAAGUUCUAGAGAUUUUGGAAAUAAGGUGUAGGCAAGUGAUGGAGUUGACCGAAGAUGUCAGAGUCCUAAGGACAAAGCUUGAAGAUCAAAUCACCCGUGGUCAAAGGGUGGAACACCAGAGGAAUGAAGCUCUUACCAGUGCAGAGAAGCAGACACAAGCUCUCCUAUCUUACAAGACAGACAUGACCCAGAAGCUAAAGAAACUGUCAGAGAAUGAGAACCUGCUGAAACACAGUCUCAUCCAGUGUGACAGGGAGAAAGCGGAGGUGGAGGAGAAGUGCUCUAAGCUGGAGCAGGAACGAGGAGAAAUGACCAAGCUCAUCAGCCAACUGAAGAAGGACAGCGGGAGAACGGAGGUCCUGAGGUCCGAGUCGGAGUCCCUGCGCUCCCAGCUGGAGGAGGCCGCGAAGCGCAGCGCCGACCGGGAGCAGUGCUUGAAGAGGAAGGAGGCAGAGAUGCAGGAGGCCACGGAGGCCCUGAGGAGGGAGAAUGGGGAGCUGCGCCUCCUCACCACCUCCUUGGAGCAGCAGCUGGAGCAGAGGCUGAGGCAGGUCCAGCACGGCCGUGCCCAACUGGCCAGCCUGGAGGCCAUCCUAAGCCUCCUGCAUCUCCAAGAGAGUGAAGGAGCAUCUCUGUGCGUCAACCCAUGCCUGCUGCCCCCUGUGCCGGCAGAUGAUGUGCCCAAGCUCCAGCCAGGGGAGCGGUACGAGAAGCUGCUCCCAGUGCUGCGGGUGCUGGAGCAGGAGCGGGUGCGUCAGGCCAAGCAGGCCCAGGGGCUGCAGGAGCAGCUGGGGAAGGCCCAGGAGGAGGCCGGUGCCCUGCAGGCCUCCAUGGCCCGCCGGGAACAGCUCCUCCAGCAGCUCCAGAGCCAGCUGCAGCAGAGGCUCUCCCAGGUCGCCCAGCUGGAGGAGGAGAUUAAAAAGAAGACUGCCCGCCUGGCUGCUGCUGACAAACAGCUGGAUGAGAAGACCAAAGCCAUCUCUCUUGCUACAGAGAAGACUUCUGAGCUGGAGCAGUCUCUAGCGGAGAAGACCAAGGAUGUCCAGUUGUUGCGCAAAGUUGUGGACACGGGGAAGAGGGAAUACCACACAGCCCUGGAGGAUGCUCAUAAGCAGCACACCGAGCAGUGCAGGGCUCUGGAGGACCGCGUUAGGACGCUGCAGGACGCCUGCUCAUCCGCCCAGGAGGAGAAGGAGAAAGCUCAGUACCAGCUCACAUGCCUGCAGCAAACCCUCAGCCUGGAAGCAGAGGCCAACAACCAGCGUGAGCAAGAAGCCCUGCGGAGCCUGGGAGAUCAGGCCGCCCAGUACUCCAGCAGGGUGAAAGGUCUUGAGACGGCCCUGUCGGCUUGUCAGGAGGAGCUCAGCAGAUGUCUUCUGCAGAUGGAAACUGCCCAGAGCCACUUUCAGCAGCAGCUGGAUGCCAAGAACAGAGAGGUGGAGUCUCUGAGGGGCAAGUUGGUGCACCACAGCAAGGCGCUGAAGAGCUCCAGCCAGGAGAGCCUGCAGCUGCAGCACACCAACCAGCAGAUGGAGGCCCGGCUGAAAGACCUGCUGCUGGUGGAGGGCGACCACGUAUCCCUCCUCCAUCAGGUGGAGGAGCUGAAGGACCAGCUGCAGAGGGAGAGGGCUUCUGCCGAGCUGACGAGGACAGAAGAGGCCCAAGAGGCCGCCAGGCAAGCAGACACCUACCAGAGAGAGACCGUGCAGCUAACAGACACCAUCAGGCAGCUAUCGGUGGACGUGGACAAGUGUCGCGGCGAGCUGAGCGAGCGGGACAAGGAGUUGCUACUGAUGCGGAGGGCCAGCGGCGCCCAGGCAACCCAGCUGGAGAAGAUGGAGAAGAUGCUGAGCGAGACGCGGGGCAUGCUGGACAAGAAGACAGAGACGGGUACGGAGGGCAAGGCUAGCGAGGGGGACACCAUGGUGCAGGACCUGGAGGAGAAGGUGCAGCGCAGCAAGCGCGACCGCCGCAACUCGCUGCACCGCACGCAGCUGCUGGAGAGCCAGAUGAAGACGGUGCGCGGCGAGCUGGUGGACACGCUGGACCACCUGCAGGAGCUGCGCAACGUGCUGCGACGCUCGCAGCAGCAAGCCGAGGAGCGCAAGGCCGCCAUGGAGAAGCUGGCCACCGGCCUCAGGGAAACUCAGGAGGAGUUGGAGGAGAGGAAUGGACAGAUAAAGGAGAAGGAUGAGACUCUGGCAGAGAAAGAGCUGGAGCUCCAGCAGAAAGCCCAAGAGCUGAGCCAGUUAGAGUCGACAGUGGAGGAGCAUCGAGCGGAGCUGCAGCGGACACUGGAGACGCUACAAGAGGAGGCCCAGAGAGCAGAGAGAGAGCUCAGCGAACGCAACAAACAGGUGGCGUUCCUGAGCGAGCGGCUUGAGCUGGUCCGGUCCCAGCUGCAGGGGAAGGAGACACUGGAGGAGGAGGCUGCGUGCCAGGCCCAUCAGUUGCGUGAGUGCAGGGAGCAGCUCCAAAGGAUGGCCCAACGCCAGCAGGAGCUGCGGAGCCACUGUGACGACCUGGACAUGCAGCUGAAAGACAGCACCUCCCUGGCCAGAGACAAGGAGAGCCAGGUGCGUGUGCUGGAGGAGGAGUUGUCCAUCUCGUCGGAGCAGGCAGCCCAGGUGGAGAGGAGGCUGAAGGAGGCCGUCAGCAGACUCGCCCUGGAGCUGGAGGUGCUGAAGACACAGCACCAGACAGAGCUGGCGGCGCUGCAGGAGAGCCAGGCGGAGAUGAUGAGGGCGUCGGAGUGUGUGACCAGCACGGUGCGCAGCUCGCAGGAGCACCUGAGCGUGGAGCUGCAGCAGACGCGCACCCUGCUGGACGAGGCCCAGCGCAACGCCACCGCCCUGCUGGCCGAGCUGCACGCCCGCGAGCACGUCCUGCAUAACACCAGCGAGGCCCUGCUGCUCAAGGAGUCUGAGGUGACUCGUCUGAAGACCAGGUUGUCCAGCCUGGAGCGUGGUAUUGACAUGAGGAACUUAUCUCAGAGCGUGGGAAUCCCUCUUCCACCCCUGACCACCCACGGAAUUGGCAGCCCCUCGCCCCCACCCCAUCACCUCCACCACCUGACGGGGGAGAACACGACACUCUCCCUGGCCUCCGAGGACUGGGCAGCGGACGGGAGCACUGGGAGUCCUGAGCGAGUGGGCCAAUACACAGCGUUGCACCAGUCUGCUCCCCACAGUCCCAGGGGAGCAGUCCAUUGGACUGAACCUCUUUAGUAAGCCAGGCGCCUCCUGAUGCGCCUGUCAAUUCAUUUUUGUGUGUGACAUGCCUGUAAGGGCGGAACACGCAGGCCUCCUUCUAAGGACAAAUGAAACCUAUACAUCUACAAUGGCCAAAAACACAACAGGCACAUGGUUGGUCUAUACUAGCUUUUUCUCUGUUGUAAAAAUAUGCGCAGGGCAAACAUGCAAUUUCUCAAAACAUGAAGGAUUACAGGUAAAUUGCCUUGUUCUAACUCGUCACACUGGAAGGGAAUAUGUGAUGAAAUGUGUGGAAUGUGUGCCGGUCAUUGAGAUUGCGUUAUGGACAUUGGUGAUAGCACUUCACGUGACUAUUCGUUUUAAAGUUUGUGUGUGUGUGUGCACAUGUAUUUAUUUAUUUCACAAUGCCUAUUCACGCCAGGAUAACCCUGCCUUGACCCUGCCAGGGCUUUCAGGAUUCAACUGUUGAACUUUUUUUUAGAAAUGGUCCUCUGUGCAAGAAUUGUUGGAGCAUUUUGUUGCUAAAGGUGGGAAACUUUUUUAACGUAAUAAAGCUAAUAUGCUAAAUACA
This is a messenger RNA of Engraulis encrasicolus (European anchovy), 4628 nucleotides long. RefSeq names its product coiled-coil domain-containing protein 18-like. The transcript has 26 exons. Lineage: Eukaryota; Metazoa; Chordata; Actinopteri; Clupeiformes; Engraulidae. The record is from RefSeq and is a predicted model, not a curated record. Bases 473 to 4072 code for a protein of 1199 amino acids.